Molecule: messenger RNA, 726 nt
Organism: Phytophthora nicotianae INRA-310
Lineage: Eukaryota; Oomycota; Peronosporomycetes; Peronosporales; Peronosporaceae
Exons: 3
Coding region: 1-726 (241 amino acids)
Source: RefSeq, a predicted model, not a curated record
AUGGAAGCCGCGGCACUGGUGCCCGUUGUGGCAUCUCGUCCGUCUCCAAAACACGACAUUGACCGCGCCGUAUCUCGGCAAGAACCUCGCCCUCGUGGCGCUCUCGCCCGGGCGCUACGCGUCUCGUUUGACGAGAUAGCUCCCCGCCGACGGCGACACCGAGGGUUCGCGUGCUCCACAACUGCAACAUCCGCGCCAUCAACUUCAUCAGGCACUUCAGCUCCAAUUGCGCCUGAAGUGACCUCAAUCGUUCCUUUACCGUCGUCUCCCACGGCUUCUACUGCGGUUGAAGACUCGGCACUGGUACCAGCAGCCCCUCCAACGCGUCCUCCAGCUUUUACACCCUUCCCCGAGGAUUCGCUGCGCGACUUGCUCGCUGAGAGCUCCGAAGCAUCGGUGAAUGCUGUGAUGGUGCAGAUUCUGCCAUACUUGACUCACAUCAUCCGCCAUCAAGUCCAGCUCAGCAUCGUGCCACCGCUCCGUGGCGAAAUGAACACCCAGCACGAACUCAAAGCCCGGUUCAUCUCUGAUCAAGUGGAAGUGGCGGCUGCACAACGAUCUGUCGCUCCCCAUAUCAUUACUCGUGAGAACUCUGAGCUUCUUUCCAAGCUUACCAACGACAAGGCCGCAACUCUUGUGGCCGACCUGAAGAACGCCAGGAAACUACGUCAAGGUCGACACACUCUUCAAGAAGACCGGGGCGAACACCAGAUACUACGUCGAUAA